ACUAUUCUCAUAAGCUCGUCGCGUACAGGCAAUUAUUUCUACAUUCUUUUAAUUCAAUCGUUUUUAGCUUUUUACUUUUUGGUAAAAAAAUAAAACUGUUUUCACAGACCAAAAAAAUUUGUAAAAAAAACAACAAAAUAUUGCAUAAAUAUUGAAAAUAAGAAAAAAAUGGGCUUCGAUAAUUACAAGGGCACCGAGGUAGCCGAAUCCGGCCAGGAGACUUAUACGGUUGACAAGCAAUUCUCCGCCAUCGACGAGGAACUGCAACCAUCGCUGAAUAGUGUUUUGAGCUCCAUUGACUAUGAGCUGUGCGAGAAGCAUCCGCUGGAGCACACUUGGACACUGUGGCAUUGGCAGAGCGAUCGCAAAAAGUGCUGGGAGGAAAUGCUCAGCAAUGUGACCAGUUUCAAUACCGUCGAGGAUUUCUUUAGUGUUCACUAUUUUAUUAAGCCACCAUCGGAUCUAAAGGCUUUCAAUGACUAUAUGGUCUUCAAACAUGACAUACGACCCAUGUGGGAGGAUGUCAAGAAUAGAAAAGGCGGCCGUUGGAUUUUUUUCUUGAACAGAGAGUCCAAAGAGCUGGUGGACAAUAUGUGGCAUGAUUUGCUGUUGUGCACACUUGGCGAGAGCUUUGAGUACCCCUUUCAAAUCUGUGGCGUUGUCGUCAAUGUGCGCAACAAGGCCGCCAAAAUAUCACUGUGGACCAAGGACUCGCUCAAUCAGCACGCCAUUCUGGCAAUUGGACGCAAAAUCAAGGAGGUGCUGCAGCUGUGCGAGGGACAAUUGCAAUAUCAGGUGCACUCGGAUGCAAUGAUCCACACUGGACCCAAUUGCAAUGCCUUGUACAAAUUGUAAACACAAAAUCAUAACUAAACUUAAGCACUCGAGAACCUCUGACUGAGUGGGGUGUAGAGAUGAGCACAUGGGGACCUGGACAGACACAGACUUCCUCUAUAAAAUGUAUAACAUGUAACUGUAACUGUAACUGUAACUGUAACACAAAUAAAGCAUUGCAUAAAAGCA
Messenger RNA from Drosophila grimshawi, 1023 nucleotides. RefSeq names its product eukaryotic translation initiation factor 4E1 (gene eIF4E3). The coding region runs from base 169 to 855 and encodes 228 amino acids. Gene Ontology annotation, biological process: translational initiation. Gene Ontology annotation, molecular function: translation initiation factor activity; RNA 7-methylguanosine cap binding. The record is from RefSeq and is a predicted model, not a curated record. Gene Ontology annotation, cellular component: eukaryotic translation initiation factor 4F complex; cytoplasm. NCBI's taxonomy places the organism in Eukaryota, Metazoa, Arthropoda, Insecta, Diptera, Drosophilidae. The transcript is spliced from 5 exons.